Messenger RNA from Triticum dicoccoides, 803 nucleotides. RefSeq lists its product as uncharacterized. The transcript is spliced from 2 exons. The record is from RefSeq and is a predicted model, not a curated record. Lineage: Eukaryota; Viridiplantae; Streptophyta; Magnoliopsida; Poales; Poaceae. The coding region runs from base 73 to 654 and encodes 193 amino acids.
GACAGAGGAGGGGCAUGCCACACUAGUCAAAAGCCAGCCGCGUCGGGGGCGUCCCCUGUGCCUCCCCGUGACAUGUCCUGCCUGUCUCCGCUCCGGCUGGUGCCCGUUAUGCCCAUUUUGGAGGUGCCUGGUGAGGAGGGAGAACGUCAGAAGGGCUCGGGGAUCACGGCGGCUGACCCUCUCGCUCUGGCGCCAUCUGAGUCCUCCACUCCGCAAUCCCUGACGCCGCGCUCCUCCCUACCCCCUUCUUCGCGCAUAUCCAAGACCAGGGGAGGAGUUGAUGCUGGUGCCCACGGGGCUCCCAUUUCCCCGGUGGCUCUCCUGGACCGCUUCGCUGGCGAGGACUUCACCGACAACUGCUUGCCAAGCGACGACUGCCUGGCGGCCUUCGACGAGCUCCGCGAGGGUGAUGCUGAUGUGGUGGUGGCGGAUGGUGUGGUGCAGGCCUCGUCCUCCCCAGUGCGGGCCACCAGGUCCAGCAAGCGCACCGCGGCGACCAAGGCCUCCGAUAUGAUGACCAAGGCGAUGUGCAUCAAGGCCGGAAAGUCUCUGGAAGCUUUGGAAGGGGUUGACGAGACAGCGGGACCGCCCCGGCGUGGAACGUCUCACCGCCGAUUGAAGGCCAAGUGUGCUGAGCUCCGGCGUGUCGGAUAGAGGGAUUCAACGGCAGGCAUGCCGCCCUCCUCCGACCCCAUACCGCUCCAGGACCGGCUACCCCUUGCCCGCGACCGGCGCCGCGUCGCUGUUUUGGGCCUUCGUGCCUUGUACCCCUGCUUGUUUGCUAUUUUGCCUGACUCUGUAUU